UUUCGAUCCCAUGAAAUGGAAAUUGACCAGUGCUUGCUGGAGUCCCUCCCCCUGGGCCAAAGGCAGCGGCUGGUGAAACGCAUGCGCUGUGAGCAAGUCAAAGCCUACUAUGAAAGGGAGAAGGCUUUUCAGAAGCAGGAGGGACUCCUGAGAAAGCUGAAGCAUGGGAAGAACCAGAAAGUUCACUUCAACCUUGCCGACAUGCUGCAGGAUGCAGUUAUCCACCAUGAUGACAAAGAAGCCCUGCGACUCCUGAAGGAGGGGGCUGACCCCCACACGCCCGUGUCCUCAGGAGGGUCCCUGCUCCAUCUGUGUGCCCGGUAUGAUAAUGUCUUCAUUGCAGAGAUCCUGAUUGACAGAGGGGCCAAUGUCAACCAACAGGAUGAAGAUUUUUGGACACCAAUGCAUGUUGCCUGUGCCUGUGAUAACCCUGAUGUUGUCCUGCUGCUUGUAUUAGCUGGAGCCAAUGUCCUUCUCCAGGACGUCAAUGGAAAUAUCCCCCUGGAUUACGCCACGGAAGGGACGGAAUCAAGCUCUAUCCUGUUGACCUACCUGGAUGAAAAUGGAGUGGAUCUGACCUCACUGCGGCAGAUGAAGCUUCAGAGACCAAUGAGUAUGUUAACAGACGUCAAACACUUCUUGUCGUGUGGAGGAAACGUUAACGAGAAAAAUGAUGAUGGCGUAACACUGUUGCAUAUGGCCUGUGCGAGUGGCUACAAGGAAGUGGCAGCUCUUCUCCUGGAACAUGGUGGGGACCUCCACGCAGCGGAUAAUCAGUCCUGGACCCCGCUCCACUUGGCAGCAAAGUACGGCCAGGCAAACCUGGUGAAACUUCUUCUGAUGCAUCAGGCAAAUCCACACCUUCUGAACUGCAACGAGGAGAAGGCUUCAGAUGUCGCCGCAUCUGCGUUUAUUGAGGAAAUGCUGCUGAAGGCCGAGUCUGCCUGGGAAGGAAGGAUGCAAGAGCCUUUCUGUGUUCACGCGUUGGCCCAAGAGGAGCCCUAUGAAGAGAUCAUCCCUGACCUUCCAGCCCUUCCCAGCAAGCUCAGUCCCCUGGUGUUGCCAAUUGCCAAGCAAGAUAGUUUGUUGGAAAAAGACAUUAUGUUCAAAGAUGCAGCAAGAGGUCUGUGCAAGCGACAGUCUCAGGACAACACCCCCGAAAAUGCCGCCGUGAAUGGCCCCACCAAACCUGAGCAGGUCAAGCUGAUGCCUCCCGCUCCCAGCGACGACCUUGCGACGCUCAGCGAGCUCACAGACAGCAGCCUGCUUUAUGAGAUUCAGAAGCGCUUCGGGAACAAUCAGAUCUACACUUUUAUUGGGGACAUCCUGCUGCUUGUUAAUCCAUUCAAGGAGAUUCCAAUUUAUUCCACCAUGGUCUCCCAGCUGUACCUGAGCAGCGCGGGGCAGCCCUGCCCCUCUCUGCCGCCUCACAUUUUCUCCUGUGCGGAGAGAGCCUUCCACCAGCUUUUCCAGGAGCAGAGACCUCAGUGUUUCAUUCUCAGUGGAGAAAGAGGGUCUGGAAAGUCUGAAGCCAGCAAGCAAAUAAUGAGACACCUCGCCUGUAGGUCUGGCUCCAGCAGGCCUAUGUUCGACUCCAGAUUUAAACACGUCAUGAGCAUCUUAGAAGCUUUUGGACAUGCCAAGACCACGCUUAAUGACCUGUCCAGCUGCUUCAUAAAGUAUUUUGAACUACAGUUCUGUGAGAGGAAAAAACACUUAACUGGAGCCAGAAUUUAUACAUAUAUGCUAGAGAAAUCCAGACUUAUUUCACAGCCUCCUGGCCAGAGCAAUUUCCUCAUCUUCUACUUGCUGAUGGACGGGUUAUCUGCUGAAGAAAAGUAUGGACUGCACCUUAACAAUUUAUGUGCCCAUCGGUAUUUGCACCAGACCCUUCGAGAUGAUGUCUCAACAGUAGAGCGUUCUCUGAACAGGGAGAAAUUCGCUGUCUUGAAACAAGCCCUGAAUGUAAUUGGCUUCAGUAACCUGGAGGUGGAGAACCUGUGUGUGAUUCUAGCCGCCAUAUUACACCUUGGAGACAUUCGGUUCACUGCUCUGACCGAGGCGGACUCCGCGUUUGUGUCUGACCUCCAGCUUCUGGAACAAGUGGCCGGAAUGUUGCAAGUAUCAACGGAUGAACUGGCGUCUGCUUUAACAACUGAUAUCCAGUAUUUUAAGGGAGAGAUGGUCACGCGACGACACAGCGUGGAGAUGGCUGAGUUGUACCGGGACCUCCUGGCCAAGUCCUUGUACAGUCGUCUGUUCAGCUUUUUGGUGAACGCGGUGAAUUGUUGCCUCCGCUGUCAAGAGGAGCCCAGCAGCUCGCAGACAUGGGAUAUUGGAAUAUUGGACAUCUUUGGCUUUGAAGAAUUUCAGAAGAAUGAAUUUGAACAACUCUGUGUCAACAUGACCAAUGAGAAGAUGCACCACUAUAUCAAUGAAGUGCUUUUUCUACACGAGCAAACAGAAUGUGUACAAGAGGGAGUUACCAUGGAAACGGCUUAUUCUCUCGGUAACCAGACCGGAGUUUUGGAUUUUUUUUUCCAGAAGCCUUCUGGAUUUCUCUCUCUAUUGGAUGAAGAAAGUCAGAUGAUUUGGUCAGUGGAGCCAAGUCUUCCCAAAAAGCUGCACAGUCUUCUAGAAUCCUCCAACACAAAUGCGGUCUACUCCCCCAUGAAGGAUGGGAACGGAAACCUCGCCCUCAGAGACCAAGGCACAGCGUUCACGGUCAUGCACUACGCAGGACGGGUAAUGUAUGAAAUUGUUGGAGCAGUUGAGAAAAAUAAAGACUCCCUUUCACAGAAUCUUCUGUUUGUAAUGAAAACUAGUGAAAAUGUCGUGAUCAAUCAUCUGUUCCAGUCGAAACUGUCACAAACAGGAGCCCUCGUAUCUUCCUUUCCUUCUUUUAAAUUCAGAGGACAUAAAUCUGCCUGGCUCAGUAAGAAAAUGACGGCUGCUUCAAUGAUCGGAGAAAACAGAAAUUAUCUAGAACUUAGUAAGUUAUUAAAAAAGAAAGGAAAUUCUACAUUUCUUCAAAGACUAGAACGGGGAGGUCCGGCCACCAUUGCAUCGCAACUCAGGAAAACUCUGACGGAUAUUACUGGAAGACUUCAGAGGUGCACUCCACACUUCAUUCAUUGCAUCAAGCCCAACAACUCAAAGCUGCCGGAUACUUUUGAUAACUUUUAUGUGUCUGCUCAGCUGCAAUACAUCGGGGUCCUGGAGAUGGUGAAGAUCAUCCGACACGGGUACCCUGUCCGGCUUUCCUUCUCGGAUUUCCUGUCAAGGUAUAAGCCCUUGACCGAGACCCUCCCGGGCGAGAGGACCCUGCCGGCCGAGGAGAGAUGCCGCCUGGCUCUGCAGCAGUGCACGUUACCGGGCUGGCAGAUCGGAGUUCAAAAAGUGUUUCUGAAAUACUGGCACGCCAACCAGCUAAAUGAUUUGUGCUUGCAGCUGCAGAGGAAAAUCAUCACCUGCCAAAAAGUUAUCAGAGGAUUUUUAGCACGCCAGCACUUGCAUCAGAAAAGGAGCAUCAGGCAGCAGGAGGUCACGUCCAUCAACAGCUUCCUGCAGAUUACAGAGGACCUGGGGCUUAAGACCUAUGAUGCCCUGGUCGUUCAGAACGCCUCGGACAUUGCCCGCGAGAAUGACCGGCUCCGGAACGAAGUGAACGCUACCUUCCACAGAGAGAAGUUGGAGGCCAGGAACAAGCAAGAGGAAGGAACCAAAAGAGCUGAAGACAGGUGUGGACCCCGGCACCUCCACUGCAGCUCCGUCCCAGUCCCCAUGGCGGUGGACGGCCUGGUCCAGGCCCUGGCUGGCCCGUCCGCCCGGUCUCCUUCUCUGCACUCGGUGUUCAGCCUGGAUGACAGCAGUGGCCUCCCGUCACCAAGGAAACAGCCUCCGCCCAAGCCAAAGAGGGACCCCGCCACGCGGCUGAGCGCCUCCUAUGAGGCUGUGAGCGCCUGCCUGUGGGCUGCUGCCAAGGACUCCUCGCAUGAAGUUCUCACCCGGCCCCGGCCGCACAGCGACGACUACAGCACCAUGAAGAAGAUCCCCCCUCGGAAGCCCAAGCGAAGCCCCCACACCAAGCUCAGCGGCUCGUCGGAGGAGAUCUCGGGCGCCCGGGCGGCGGCGGCGGCGGCGGGGGCCGGGGGCGCGCGGCGCAGGGCAGGCGGCCCGCAGCGCGCCCCGGGGGUCCCCGCGCCGCCCGCGCCCCCGGAGCCCGAGCCCGAGCCCGUGUACAUCGAGAUGCUGGGCCGCGCCGGCAGCCCCGAGCAGGCGGAGGCCGUGUACGAGGAGAUGAAGUCCUGGGCGCCCCCCGAGGACGGCGGCGGCCGGGGGCUGGGCGUCUCGGCGUCCGUGUCGCCCCCUCGGCCGCGCGGGGGUGGCGGCCAGCUCCCCGCGGAGGCCGGCGAGGCCGGCGGGCCCUGCGGGGACGCGUGCGACAUCCCCGCGCCCUUCCCCAACCUGCUGGCGCACCGGCCCCCGCUGCUCGUGUUCCCGCCCACCCCGCUCACCUGCUCCCCCGCGUCCGACGAGUCGCCCUUGACGCCCCUGGAGGUGAAGAAGCUGCCGGUGCUGGAGACCACCCUCAAGUACCCCGUGCAGCCCGAGGGCGCCAGCCCCCUGUCCCCGCCGCACCCCAAAGCCCCAAAGGGGGACGGCGAGCGGCCCGCGUCCCCCGGCGCCCCCGCCAGCGCCCGGCCGCUUGGCGCCUCCCCGCCGCCCACGCCCGCGGCCGCGCCCCCCGCCGCCCCCCGGCCGCCCGCGCACUUCACCUUCGCGCCCGAGCCCCCCGCGGACCCGCCCCGGGGCCCCCAGAAGCCCGCCUCGGCCCCCGCGGGCGCGCCCUGCGGCCCCUUCCCCAAGACCCCGUUCUCCCCCGCGAAGGCGGCCCGAGCCGAGCCCGGGAAGGCCGCCGCCGGCGCCCCCUCCCCGGCCCUCUACAGCCCCCCGCUCGCCAGGCCUCUGGGCAGCCCCCUGGACGAGCUGGCCAGCCUCUUCAGCUCGGGAAGGAGCGUGCUCCGGAGGUCGGCGGCCGGCCGGAGGAUCCGCGAACCCGAAGGUUUUGAAACUAACAUGAACCUUACUAGCCAAGAGGAUCUUGGUACAUCAGAAAUUGCAUCGGAGACCCAAGACAGAAAUGCAAAUAACCGUGGGAUUCAAUUAUCUAAUUCACUCUCCAGCACCAUCACUGCUGAAAAUGGAAAUUCCGUCUCAAAUGGUUUACCUGUGGAAGAAGGGUUCUCCAGGUUGUCUGGGAGUGGAACCUCCUCCUUUCAGAGACAUCGAGAGAGUCACACCACUCAGGUAAUCCAUCAGCUGAGGCUGUCAGAGAACGAGAGUGUGGCCCUGCGGGAGCUCUUGGACUGGAGGCGGAAACUCUGCGAGGAGAGAGGAGACUGGCCACGGAUUCUACACCAGGCGGAGCCCAGGGCACCUCCCCCACCUCCGUGCAAGAAGCCCACGCUCCUGAAGAAGCCUGAGGGGGCCUCCUGCAGCAGGCUGCCCCCUGAGUUCUGGGACACCACCCUGUGAUGGGCCCUGACUGCAGACUCACAGGGUGAAACUGCCCGGGGAUGCCAGGUUCACGGACAGAGGCUGCCCCCAACACAUGUUGGUGGCUCUCUCUACAUCUAUAUACAUGAGAAGCA
This is a messenger RNA of Hippopotamus amphibius kiboko, 5654 nucleotides long. It is a transcript of the gene MYO16, whose product is annotated as myosin XVI. The coding region runs from base 16 to 5538 and encodes 1840 amino acids. The record is from RefSeq and is a predicted model, not a curated record. Gene Ontology annotation, cellular component: nucleoplasm; myosin complex; perinuclear region of cytoplasm. Gene Ontology annotation, molecular function: ATP binding; protein phosphatase binding; actin filament binding. Lineage: Eukaryota; Metazoa; Chordata; Mammalia; Artiodactyla; Hippopotamidae. The transcript has 34 exons. Gene Ontology annotation, biological process: negative regulation of G1/S transition of mitotic cell cycle; phosphatidylinositol 3-kinase/protein kinase B signal transduction; neuron projection morphogenesis.